Messenger RNA from Rhodotorula toruloides NP11, 4101 nucleotides. Its product is annotated as sn1-specific diacylglycerol lipase alpha. The record is from RefSeq and is a predicted model, not a curated record. Gene Ontology annotation, biological process: lipid metabolic process. NCBI's taxonomy places the organism in Eukaryota, Fungi, Basidiomycota, Microbotryomycetes, Sporidiobolales, Sporidiobolaceae. The coding region runs from base 1 to 4101 and encodes 1366 amino acids. The transcript is spliced from 10 exons.
AUGCCAGAUGCGUCGCAGGUCGUCCAGCAUGCCGCGACGGCGACGGCAACCUCGAUGCCCUAUCUCCCGCUCAUUCCCUCGCCGCACCUCCCCCAGUCCCUCAUCCGGACGCAGCUCUCGUCCUCGCCGACCCUCCUCCCCUCGCAUCUCGCACAACUAGUCACCGCCCUCUCACUCGCAGCGCGCGUCUCCUUGCGCGCCUCAGCACUCUUUAUCGAGGCUAUCGGUGAGAGUUUGCAGUGUGGAACCGUCACGGGGCUGGGAGUGACGAGGAGGGCGUUGAUUGCGGCUGUGUCGAGCGCGAGGGCGCUGCACUAUGUCAAGGAGGGGCUGGACUGGACAGGCAAGGACAAGGAGGGCAAGAAGAGCGAGGACACGUUCCUCCAGGUGCUCGACAAGUACACGAACCUCGGCAUCUACCUCAUCCACCACACCUUCACCCUCGCCGAGCUCUUCACCAUGUCCGGCUUCUACUUGACCCUCAACACGCUCCAAACCGGUUUCUCAGCCGCCGAAGAAUCCGUCCGAAUGCUCGACUCGAUCCUCGGCUCGAACGAGUCUUCGCGCGCCCUCUCGUCUAUCAUCACCCUGAUACGUGACGAGUUGACCCGCGAAGACCCGCACUUCAGGCCUGUGGGGUUGCUGGCGGACCAGGAGGAGCAGAACGAGGAGAAGCAGAAAAAGGCCGGGACGUUGAGCAGCUUGACGGCGCUCACUAAGGCUUUGACGGCGUUCGCGUGUCUUCAGACUGCGACGCACAGGAGGACGCUGAGGGAGCUCAAGAUGCGGGUCGUGUACGACUGCACCGUCGUCGUCGAAGGUCAGGCCCUCGCGGUCGCGACCUCGACGGUGUCGCCUUCGCCCCAUCCACAUUCGUCACACAAGUACGAUCAGCACACGCCGACCACAGCUCCGCCCUCCUCCCGCCCUCACCUCGCCAACUCCCUCCCUCACUCGCACUCGCACGCCCAACUCGCUCCUCAACCCAAUCACCUCCUCACGGACGUCCGCUCUGAGCUCGAAGCUCGCGCGCAUGCGGCGUUGGUCGCAAAGGGCAAGUCGGCGCCCAGCACACCGGCGAGAAGUCGGCAGGCUUCGGUCGCUUUCGACCUCUCUGCGCUCGCUGGGCCGGCUGAGAUGACGGCCACUUCGAACGACGGGAUGGACGAAGACGAGGUCGAGCUUGACCCGGGUGAGUUACUCGACCCGAGGCCGGAGGAGGAGAUCGUCAAGGAGCUUUCGGCGCUUUGCGGCUCGCCGACUCGUGCGCGUUCUUUGGCGCCUCACGACCCGCGCGAGGGGUACGAGGCGGGCGACGAGGGAGAGACGAGCGAGACGGAUGAGGAAGAGGAGGACGAGGGGAUGAUGACGGCCGAAGAGGCGGACGGGGAGGUCCCGCCUGAGGUGCAGGCUGUCUCGCAGCAGCUCGAGGCGCAGUACGCGGCUGCCGAGGCUCGCUCCUCGGCGAAGCAGACGCAGGCAAAGUCGUCGCCUGCCUCGACGGUCUCGCCCUCGACCUCCUCGACCGUCCGCGCGCCGCAGCCUCGCAAGCGCGGCACGCACCUCGUCCGCGCCGACUCAAACGGUUACAGCUACGAGAUUGAAAUCGAAGAGACGAUGACGACCAUGACGACGACUGUCAAGACGGUCGAGGAAGUCGGAGGUCCAUCCGCCAAGGUCGUUCAGAAGGCUUCGAGGCCUCGCAUCUUUGGCUUGACGGACGAGGAGGCUCUCCGUUCGCGCGAGGUGAGCGUAGCGGAGGACCAGGAACUCGAGAUGAGCGAUACGGAGGGCGAGUGGGUCGAGAUUGCGAGUCGGACGAGUCCCAGGGGUGCGGCGCACCCGUAUGCGGUGACGAGCGGGGAUGAGUGGCCGACGAGCCAGGGAGGUACGGACGCCGAAGGGAACGUGCCGGUGAGCUUGGCGGGGCUGUCGAGGCAGGAUGCGAUCGACCACCCGGAGCAGAGCAAGCAGAGGUUGCUGCUCGUCCUCUCGACCAUGACGAAGAAGUUUACUCAGCACCGCCGCACCGUCCGCCGCGUCAUGACCGGCAGCAGCACGACCGGGUCGCCUAGCCGCUCCUCCUCGCACUCGCAGUCUCCCGUACCUGGCAGUCGAGGUCUCAAGCGUCGCUGGCCUCGCGAGCGCUCCCGCCAGCCCUCGUUCACGACAGCUUCGGCAGGCCCGUCGUCCGAGUCGAAUACGCCAACGGUCGCCUCGCCGACUCCCUCGCCGAAAGGCAAGGGUCGCAAUGUCUUCCGCGCCUUCAGCCGAGGCUUCAAGGGCUACAAGCGGAGCGACUUUCUCACUCCGCCUAACUCGGCGGCCGACACCCCGCUCGAGCUCAGCGACGUCGAUGCGCCCAUGUUUGAAGUCAUGCCGACCUUCGCGGCGCCUGUGCAGGUUUCGGCCCCUCAGACGCCGGACACGAGGCGGUCGAGAGAAUCGUCGCGCCAGCAUGUCCAGCCCUUCCCGACCAUGCCCUCGCCGCACACGCUGUCGCCGUCCAAAAGCUUCGCCACUCUCUCGCCCGAGCUGCCUUCGUCACCGUCAAAGCCUCGCCUUCGUCGUACGACUUCUGUCCAGACAAUGCGCUCAACAUUGACGACGACGUGUCGCACCGAGUCGAUGCCGACUGGCGAGCCGGAGCCCAAGAGCGGCAACUUUCCGCACCAGCACCUCGUCAGCAACUUGCAACACUUUGCGAGGUACUCAAGCGCCGCGUACGGGCAGAGCUUUCUCAGGAUCCUCGGCAUCGCCAAGCACGAGUUCAAGUUUCCGCACACCGAGAUCCACGCCAACAACCACGCCUUUGCUCAUCACGUCGGCAUCCACGUCGAAGACAUCCUCUUGUCGUCCUUCACAAAUCCGGCACCAACGUUUGGGACGGGCAAGCUGUCACCAAUCGUCAAUUACGUCGCGCUCGACCACUCGAUCAAGGCUGUCGUUCUCGCCUGCCGCGGAUCCCUCGGCCUCUCCGACAUCCUCACCGACUUGACCUGCUCGUACGAGCCAAUCUCGGUUCACGACGGCGAACCGCACGGUUCCUACUUCGUCCACAGCGGCAUGUACGGCUCGGCGACUGUCCUCCAGCGCGGCACCGUCCACGACGUCAUUCGCGAUGCGCUCAAGAGGUUUCCCGACUAUGGCCUCGUUAUCUGCGGUCACAGUCUCGGCGGCGGUGUUGCCUCGCUCCUCUCGCUCCUCUGGUCCAGCCGCUCGUCAACGUUCGCCGAGCAUGCGAGGAGCAUCGAGCAGCACACCGGGCACAGCAUCGCCCACCCGCCGAUCUCGACGCCCUUCGUAACAAGCUUUUCGUCCGGGCUUUCGCCUGGCCGGCCGAUCUCGUGCUACACAUACGGCGUGCCAUGCGUCGCCUCGCCCGACCUCGUCGAAUACUGCCGCGGUCUCGUCACCUCGACCAUCCACAACUACGACAUCGUCCCGACUCUCUCGCUCGGCGUCCUCCGCGACUUCAAGUCGAUGGCCAUGGGCUUCUACGCCGAACAGGGCGUGUGCGAGGAGAUCGUUGGUCGCGUCAUCGGGCUCUGCCAGAAGCGGUUCAUGGCGAGGCGAGCAGCGAAGAAGGACGAGACCGGAUCGCCUUAUCGACCCUCCUCACCCUCGACUGGCGAUGACGACCGCGACGUCACGCCCGAGUCGCUCACCGACCCGUCCGACGAGUCGCGCCUCGUCCCGCUCACCGACGCCGAGCUCACCGCUGGACGCGGCCGGAACAAGGCGCUCGAACCGACGUAUCGCGACCCGAGCCUGCUCGGCACCGACCUCGUCGCCGACGACUCUGAGCUCAGCGACUGGCUUUGGAGCCUCAGGACGACCAUCCGCGCAGGCAGCGACAGCGAGAAACUCUACCCGCCCGGCAACGUCUACGUGGUCGAAAACUACACCGUCUUCAUCUCGGGCGAGUCGUCGGCGACCGGCAAGUACUCCCGCCGCGAAGGUCGCCGCGUCCUCCUUCGCGCCGUCGACGACGUCGAGCGCCGCUUCUCUGAGCCCGUCUUCAGCCGUUCGAUGCUGAGUGACCACUCGCCCGCCGCCUACGAAAACAACUGCGACCUCCUCGCCGCCGCCGUCGUCUAA